AUGUCGAUCCUCCUUUCCAUCGAUGGCGCAGAGCAUAGUGCCAGCAUCGAGGGGCAGCAUGUCAACGGCGAAGAGCAGCGCUUAGCCGUGCGUCAGCUGAACAAGCUCUUGAUGCGUACGGGCGUGUACUUCACUCGAAUGGAUUUGCAGUUCGCACCAGAGGCCAAGAGAGCCUUGCUCACAACUGUGCCCGGAAGCCUGCGAACAGCAGACCAGGAGGUGCUGCUCUCCUAUUACUCGUUGCCGCGCGCGGCACUGCACGGGCUCGUUGUGUCUGCCGAGCAGGAGAUGUCUGUCCUAGGUGACGCCUACGUGGACCCACGUUUGGGUCCGUUUGCUCGUGGGGAGGACGGUGGUGAUCUUCACACCGUUUGCGAUGCUUUGGGAACGUUUCCUCACUGGUACGAGAUCGGUCCCGAGCAGCCGGUUGAAGAGCCUCCUUUCGAGCAACUUCAUACUUGCACUUCUGAGGACGGUACGUGCGUCAACCAUGUGAUGAGCAUUUUCGCCGGUUCCUGCACAUGGUGGUUUCGGCAAAGCGACCGGCUCCACUGCUUGAAGGUGUCGUGCGACAGUCAGUCUGGCUGGAGGGUCGUGUUUCGCGGAGAUCUUCCAUGUGCCUAUCGCUUCUCUCGGAAGAGCAGGUGUUUGCAUCAGGCCUUCGGCCCUGCAAAGUGGUCACUUUGUGGUGUAGAUGGUGGGUCAAAGCCAACACACUGGCCAUGA
Molecule: messenger RNA, 726 nt
Organism: Symbiodinium natans
Lineage: Eukaryota; Dinophyceae; Suessiales; Symbiodiniaceae
Source: the annotation of a GenBank genome assembly